AUGGAUCUCUCUGCCAGCAUCACUCUUCUCUUGACUAUUUUCUGCUACAUGUGGAAUAUUGAAUCUCAAUGGUUUUCUUCCAUGCUCAGUGUGCCAAAUGCAGGUCCCUGGGGUGAUUGGGGUCCAGCUUCAUUUUGCUCUAAUGGCUAUGCUAAUGGAUUCUCCCUGAAGGUGGAAAAAGCCCAAUUGCUAGGUGACAAUACAGCUGUGAAUGGAAUCCGCUUGUACUGUAAUGAUAGCACAGAAAUUGAGUCUAGAGUUGGACCGUGGGGAACCUGGACCACACAAUUAUUCUGUCCUAAAGGCUACCUGGUUUCUUUUUCUCUGAAAGUGGAAUCACAUCAAAAAAUACUUGAUGAUACAGCAGUUAACAACAUUCAGUUCAAAUGCAGUGGUGGUGCUAACCUGAUAGGCUUUGGCACUAAAUGGGGUCAAUUUGGCCCAUGGAGCGAUAGCUGCUCAGUUGGUAUAUGUGGGUUUAUAACAAGGGUGCAGGAUAAACAGGGCAUUGGUGAUGAUGACACAGCACUCAAUGAUGUGCUUUUUUACUGCUGUUAA
Molecule: messenger RNA, 558 nt
Organism: Pseudonaja textilis
Lineage: Eukaryota; Metazoa; Chordata; Lepidosauria; Squamata; Elapidae
Product: vitelline membrane outer layer protein 1-like
Source: RefSeq, a predicted model, not a curated record